AUGGGACUAGUAGGUGAUGAUGUGGUGGUUGCGGCGGUGGCAGAGAAGGGUGAUGACCUUUAUUUCUUAGAGCUCGAGCUCGAGCUCGCUUUGCUUGUUUUGAGUUAUGGGAAGCUGGUGAGGGUGGCGGUGGUAAGGGGGCGAGUAACUGUUGAGACUCUGACUCUGACUCCCACUGUGGCUGCGACUGUGAUUGGGAUUUCGACUCUGAUUGUGAUUCCGGGUGCGGUGGAAGAGAGAGAAGAGAGGAAUAGAAAUGUCGUAUUGGAUUUAAGGUUGAGAAAUUGGCGUGCGGUGGGCUUGAAGAUGGAGAUAGAGAUAGAGACGGAGACGGAGACGAAGACGAAGACGAAGAUUGAGAGAUGA
This is a messenger RNA of Sclerotinia sclerotiorum 1980 UF-70, 366 nucleotides long. RefSeq lists its product with no specific name. The transcript is spliced from 2 exons. Bases 1 to 366 code for a protein of 121 amino acids. NCBI's taxonomy places the organism in Eukaryota, Fungi, Ascomycota, Leotiomycetes, Helotiales, Sclerotiniaceae. The record is from RefSeq and is a predicted model, not a curated record.